UCGUGUCAAAAUUGUAAAAAUGCAAAAAUAAUAAUGGAUUCCUUCUGACGCUCUGGUUAAAGGCCACUAGUAGACCAGGCGUCAUCUCCGUUUAUAAUCCUAGUGGUGUACCAUACCAAUAACCAUAGUCAACCAUCAACCAUGAUGUCGCUAUUGUUUGCCAUUGCAGUCAUUGUGACCAUCCUCAUUUUCACAAUUUUCCGAGACAACUUGAUUGGGCUGGCCGGCUCCAAUCAGAAUUCGAGAGGCGAUGGAAAAGAAAAGGAAUAUGGAUGCGUUUUUAUGUAUCCCCAAGACAAAAGAAAGAAAAUGAGAGAUCAGACGAAAAAGGUCUCCCAUUGUAAGACUCAAGAGGGAGUAGCGUCAUGCCAAUGGUUCCCAAAACACAAGACGGAUCCCCGGAUCUUUGUUGACGAUGAAGAGAUUGGGCAGGAGCCUGUCGUAAACUAAUAUUCUGUAUAUUCCAUUCCUGUGACCAUAAUUACUCAUACGUGUCAUCAUAACUACUGGACUUAUCCUUCAUAGAAUAAUUCAUUAGGUAUACACACUUACUGUUGUUUUACACACACUUAUGUUUUACCUUACUGUUUAAAUAUAUUUCUUAGCAUAA
Molecule: messenger RNA, 610 nt
Organism: Leguminivora glycinivorella
Lineage: Eukaryota; Metazoa; Arthropoda; Insecta; Lepidoptera; Tortricidae
Exons: 3
Coding region: 142-450 (102 amino acids)
Source: RefSeq, a predicted model, not a curated record